Molecule: messenger RNA, 11086 nt
Organism: Trachemys scripta elegans
Lineage: Eukaryota; Metazoa; Chordata; Testudines; Emydidae
Gene: DNHD1
Product: dynein heavy chain domain 1
Biological process (GO): microtubule-based movement
Cellular component (GO): dynein complex
Molecular function (GO): minus-end-directed microtubule motor activity; ATP binding; dynein light intermediate chain binding
Source: RefSeq, a predicted model, not a curated record
CCAUGGCACAGCUUGCCCUCUCUGAUCUCACCUUGCCCCGCCACCACCCGAGAACAGACUGCCUGUGAUCCCACCCUCCUGGCACAACCUGCCCCCAUGUUGCCCCUUCCCCAUGCUUCCAUGGCACCUAGACUGACCAGGCCUUUGUCUUUAGCAGCUUUGUGUGCACAGAGAUACCAUGCAGUCUUCCCCGACUAACCCCAGUCUGUUCCCUGCUGCUGCUGACCCAGGUGGCAGAGAGCCCAGGAGCUCCCAGCCAGCAGAGCAUGGCUGGGCCUGGGGUGUCCGCCAGCGCCUUGCUGCCCAGCUCCAAGAGACGGGGAGGCCUGAUCCCCAGCACCUGGACGCGCUCGUGGCAGAGCUGGUCGCUGUGUUUGCGAAGGUGCUGCAGAGGAGCAGCCGAAGUGCCUGGCUGCACCUGCUGGAUGUCCUGCAGCUCCUCAGCCCCUUCCGGGAGCAGCUGCGUUGCCGGGAGGAACUGCUGCCUUACCUGGAGAGCCUCUGUUACCAGUACCGCCGCAGUCAGGCCCUCGUGUCUGACCUAGAUGUCCUGGGAGCCGUGGGCCAGGCCUUCCCCAGGGACCACUCAGAGCUGUAUGCCCAUCCACUUGCUGCGCACGGCAGGGAUCCAGUGCCCCCAGCCAAUCUGCUCCCUGUUGGCUCCGAGCCAGCCUUUGCAGGGCAGCCCUGCCCCUUUGUCCUAGAGCAGGAGGUCGAAGAACCAGCAGCCGUGUGCCAGCCAGGCCCAGUGUCUUUUCAGGAGCUGCAGAGAUGUGUGGGUCUGGUGGGCAUGGAGCUGGCUCAGGACGAGACCCAGUGGAAAAGCGGCCUGGGCCUCAUGUCCCUCGCCCUUGGUACAGAGGUGCCUGUGAAGUAUUGCUGUGCCGAGCUGAGGCUCCUUCCAGACCCAGGCCGAGAGGCUGCUGCACCCGCCCCACAGGUGGUGGAAGGAGAGCAGGGCUUCUCCUGGCAGUCCCUGACAGGGCUCCGGGCUGCUGAGAUUUUUGUGAGGAACAGGCACCUGAGGAAAAUCAACUUUGUCUACCUCAACAUUGCCCCCAACAGGCACUUCAGGCCCUACGACCUGGUUGUGGUUCCUAAGCGCCAGGCCAACCCCCAGCACUAUGUCUUCUCCCCUUUUGGGGUGCUCCACGUGCACCCUGAAGAAGGCGCUGAGGCCCUGACACUUGGAGAGUGGCACCGAGAGGCCACGCUGUGGCAGCUACUCCAGUGCAUCCCCUUCUUCAAGCACUGCCUCGUCCGCAAAGCCUUUGCCCGCUGGUGGCAGAAUGUGAAGCACCUGCAGCUGCUGAGACGCCAGGAAACUCUGGGCAGGCACCUGCUCCUGGCUGUGCCCCACUUUGGAGCAGCACUGCUCCACGUCUCCAGACUCCUGCAGGAGCUAAGAUCUGUACACUGGCUGCCCCAGGAUGACUCCAAAUGCUACCCCUUCCCAGAGCUACAGCGGGCCCUGGCCCAAGAGAACGGCCGUGCCCGAGGCCUGCUCAGGAGGUUCCUCACCCUCUCCUCAGCCAUUCUCGAGCUGGUGCGGGAUGACACAUACAAGACAGUGCACGGGCUGCAGACCCAAGUGCAGAGCUACAAGCUCUACAUCACCAAGGAGUCCCUGUAUAAGCAGAGAGUCCACUACAGGGACCUGGAGAGGAGGCUGAAGGAAGCCGAGUUCUGGAUGCAGAGGCUGGGCAGCCUGGCCCAGCUGGUGAACCUCCUGACCUGCCAGAACCUGGUCUCCAUUGUGCAGGAGGAGGUCACAGCGUUCGUCAGCAACGUCAUGAAGGCCAAUGGUACCAUGAGGAAGGCUGUCCUCCGAGUGCACCUGGUGUUUGAUGCUGACAGCCAACUGGUCCCCUUUCCCUCCAGUCAGGUGCUGGAAACCAGCCUGCUGGGGGCCCUGGAGGCCGUGGUGGAAUCUGUACUGCAGGUGACCCGCACCAGGAAAGAGAAGCCAGUGACCCAACCUGAGCAGAGUCCUGGAGAGACAGAGACUUCCAGAAGUCAGGACUUGGCGAUGGUGCUGUGCAAUCCCCAGCCAAGUGCCCUUCGAGAGGCAGAUAAAGGAGGCCCUGAGGCCCUGGCCCCCCAGUCCCCUGAUGAGCUGCUCCAGAGUCUGCCUGCUGAGGUGCUCUGUGGCCAGCAGCCACAGCUGGUGCACCAUCUGGAUCUGAAGGGCAUCGGGGGUCUGGAGGUGAGUGGGCACCGGCUGAGGAGCCAGUACCCAGUGCCGUCGAGGGAGCAACUGGAGCAGGACCUGCGCUCGGACAGCAGUAUCCAGGGGGCCCUGGCCAGCCAGCGGGCUUUGCUGGCGGAGGCACUGAGUGAGACCCAGGAGAUCUGCAAGCAGCACACGUGGGUGGCAGAGAUCCACAGCUUUGCUCACAGCUGGAGCCCCAAGCAGCUGGAGCUGAUGAAGGGCUGGCCCGCGGGCAAAUAUGUGCAGCGAGUCGUACAGCUGCGAGCCUGGGCAGAACGUGUCAGAGAGGUGCCCUCCAUGGUCAUCACCUGCAACCGGCUCCUCUUGGUGGAUUGCAGCAGCGUGCAGCAGGAGAUUGUGCCCCUGCUGGACUCCAUCAUCAAAGAGAUCGUCUCCCUGCUGUUGAGUGAAACGUCCCAGCGCAGCGAGAUCCUCAUUUCCCAGCUUAGCGGGGUCGUGCAGCUUUACCAGCGCGUCAGCACUGACAUCUUCACCAUCGCCAAGUGCUCCCAGAAGCUGGAGCAAUACCAGGACCAGAUGACAGAGCUGCAGGAGCGUGUGGAGUAUGUGCGAGCUCUGAACGAGGUGAUCCGUCAGCACUUCCGCCCACUCAGCCUGGAUGAGGAGAACCUGGAGAACCUGAUCUGGUCAAGUGAGCGAGGCCGUUGCCGCUCCCUGGACAUCCUGCGCCGGCUGCAGAAGGCCUGGGCUGAGAGGCAGUUCCGUUUGGUCAACUUCAUCCUGAGCGUGCCCUACCAGGCCCCACUGCCCGACCGUGCCCGCCGGCCGCCCAGCAGGCGUUACCGCCCACCCAAGCAGGAGUACAUCUCCAAGGACAGCGGCACCUUCGUGCUGGCUGACACAGCAGAACUCAAGGCCCUGACAGAGAAAAGCCUGCUAACCUUGAAGAACAUCAUCCUUUCACCCCACGCCAUGGAGCUCCGGGAGGAGGCAGAGAGCUGGACCAGUACCUUGCGUGGCUUUGGAGCCCUGCUGGAUGUCUGGGUCAGUUUCCAGCAGAAGUGGAUUUUUCUGAAUAUAGUGCUGUAUGAGAUGGACAUCAGCCUGCCCAGCAGCGAGCUGGAUUGCCUGUUCCAGAAGCUGGACAGCAGGUUCCGGGAGCUCAUGCAGGUGACAUCCAAGCACCCCCUGGUGCUAUCCAGCAUGAUGCCUACGGCCACCGCCAACCGGGAGAGCCGCUUUAUGGGUGUGCCCCUGCAGACCAUGCUGAGCGAGGGUGUUGAGGACCUGCAGCUCAUCAUCCACGGACUGGAGUACGUGCUGGAGGCUACGCGCAUGGGCUUCCCCCGCCUCUUCUUCCUCAGCAACACAGAGGUGGUGGCUAUGAUGGCCUCACCUGCGGAGCCCAUGGAGGUGACCACCUGGGCCCGCCGCUGCUUCCCAACUGUGCACCAGCUGGCCUUCCGUGAGCCCUCGGCCACUCGAGACCCUGCCACCUAUGCUGUCCUGCUGCCCAUGGCAGAGGCCACGGGCCUGGUGGGAGCCUGUGGGGAGACGGUGCCGUUGUGUUCCCCGUUGCUCCUCAACCAGAAGGUCACUAAAUGGCUGUGCGCCCUGGAGCAGUGCAUGAAGGAGGCCCUCUUCCACCUGCUGCAGGCAUGCAUGGCCCAGCGCCUGGCCCUGCGGCCCCAGCUCGACGUGGCCUUCGAGCACCACCCAGGUCCCACCGAGCUGCCGCUGCACCUGCUGGUGGAGCACUGGGGGCAGCUGGCAACAGGCUUCCCGGCCCAGUGCGUGCUGCUGGCCGAGGAGGCCUUGUGGUUUGCGGAUGUGCAGGAGCGGCUCUUCGGCCCUGUGCGCAGGCCUGGCCUCAAGCUCAAACACCGACUCAAGCUGGAGGCCCUGGCCCACUAUGUCCGGAACUACCGCAGCAGCCAGGCUGGGCAGCCGGGCAGCGGCCAGCUCAGCACGCUGCUGGGGGCCCUGCUCACAGUCACCGUGCGCCAGCGCGACGUGCUGGCCCACCUGCUGCAGCGCAAGGUCGACUCACCCACUGCCUUUGCUUGGGCCCAGCUGCUCAAGUACCGGCUGGUCCUGCACCCCGAGAGUGCCAGGGCAGUCGGGGCCCCCCUUGAGAGCUGGGCCGCCAGCCCCCCCGGCUGCUGGGCCGAGGUCCUCGACAUCCGCCUGCACUAUGGCUAUGAGUAUGUGGGGAACUGCCCCCACCUGGUGGGGGGCCCUCAGCUGGAGAGGAGCUUCCUGGGCUUACUGCUGGCCCUGGAGGAGUUCCGCUGUGGCGCGGCUCUGGGCUGCCACGGGGUCGGGAAGACGGCCACCAUGCAGCACCUGGCCAGGGCUCUGGGGCGCCAGCUCGUCACCCUGCACUGCUCCCAGCAGAUGGGCCUGGGCUGCCUCCGCCAACACCUGAGUGGGGCUGUGCAGGCUGGGGCCUGGCUGCUGCUGGAGGCUGUGGACCAGCUGGGGCCCGGUGUCCUGUCAGGGUUCAGCCAGCUCCUGUCAGACCUGCGGAUGCUCUGCCUGGGCCUGCAGGCGGAGACGGGCCAGGUGAGCCCCAGCCACAAAUCCAAGAGCAGGGACGGGGAGGGGCAGGAGCAGCCGGCAAGGGCCCUGCCAGAGCUGGGCCUGAAUGAAGAUGAGCCGUACCAGCCCCGCGUGCUGGGCAACAUCCUCUUCGGGGAGCGGCUGUUGCGGGUCAGGGAGACCUACGGCUGCCUGGCCACCCUGCAGCGUCUCCCUGAGCUCCUGCGCCUGGCCGUGCGCCCCGUGGCCCUGCUGCCCCCCGACCUGCACCAGGUGGCCGAGGUGACCUUGCUGGCAGCUGGCUUCCGGGAAGCAGCACACCUGGCCAAGAAGCUGAGCUAUUUCUUCUGGCUGGAGGGGGAGCUGGGCCCGGGCCCUGCACCCAGCCGGCUGGCCCUGUUCAAGGGGGUCAUUGAGGCAGCCAUUGGCAUUGUGUAUCCGCCUGUGGUGAGGCCAGAGCCAGAGCCCGAGCCCGGGGAGCAGCUCCCAGCCCAGCAGACACCCUUUGAGAGCCUGGCAGAGGAGCCUGCCCUCAUCCAAGCUCUCUGCCUCUCGCCCUUCUUGUCUGCCCUGGAGGACCCCCGGCGGAGUAGAGUGUGGGAGCUGCUCCGAGGGGUCUUCCUGGCCUCCUGCUCCCUGGUCCCCGAGGCCCAGGCGCCCCCCAGGCUGCUGAGUGCUGUGACAGCACAGCUGCAUGAGGACAAGCUCCACGCAGACCCCGAGCUCACCAGCACCAUAGUGCAGCUUUGCCAGGCCCUGCUGGGCUCACCGGGGGUCCUGCUGGUGGGGCCCUCUGGCAGCGGCAAGACCACAGCCUGGAAGACCCUGGCUAAGGUGCUGAGCAGGCUGGCUGUGAGUGCGUCCUUGGAGCUGGCGCCAGGAGCGGGCAGGCCAGGCACUCGGAAGGACGUGGCAUACCUGCCCAUCAGCACUGUCUGCCUCUGCCCCAACAGCCUCAGCACCGCUGAAUUCCUGGGCAGGCUUGAGGGAGGCAUCUGGAGGGAGGGCGUUUUCUCCAGGCUCCUGCAGAGAAUGGCUUCCUCAGCCCCUGCGGCUGGGCUGGGCGUGUCAGGCACCCAGCAAUGGCUGGUGCUGGACGGGUUUGCCAGCUCCGAGUGGCUGGAUCCCAUCUCGUCACUGUUCAGCGCAGAGCCCACUCUCAGCCUGCCAAGCGGGCAGCAGCUCCAUCCCCCAGAGGGCGUGAAGUUCCUCUUUGAGCUGCCUGAUGCCUCCAGCAUCUCACCAUCCAUCUCCACACACUGCGCCCUCCUGCACUGUGGGGGCUCGUGUGUCUGGCGAGCACUGCUGGCGUCAUCCCUAGCCCCCAUCUACCACACGUACAGAGUGAGCCAGGAGAGCGUGGUCAUGCUGCGUGGCCUCGCUGAGGAUGUCUUCCCUCCCACGCUCACCUUCCUGCAGCAGCAUUGCAGCUCUGUGCUGCAGCCUCACGCCGACCUGCGCAGCCCCGUGGCCUGGGGCAUCCCAGAGACCACAGCCUUCACCAGGCUCCUGAAGGCUCUGCUGGACCAACACCUGAGCCAUGACAAGGCGAAGGCCCAGCCCCUGAGAAGGGAGGACCAGGCAGUGGCUGAGAACUGCGGUGCUGGGGUCUCAGCUGCCCCUUCACACUGGGGCUUGGAUGAAGCUGUCCCACCCCAUCACCACCUGCUUGUCCGCAGCAUCUUCGUGUUUGCCUACAUCUGGGGCUUCAGUGGCCACCUGCACCCCAGAAACUGGGCCAUCUUUGACAGCUUUGCUCGUAGAGUCCUGUACAGCAGCAGCUACACCAUAGAGCUGCCUUCAGCCGAUUCUGUCUUUGACCUCUAUCCCCAGCCUGAGGAUGGGAAACUGGAGGUUUUUGAUGGGAAGUAUCUGUCCGGCAGAAUCAAGGCAGUUCCUGAGAGUUUCACCAUUCUGCCCCAGUACGAGCGACUCCUCUACGUGCUGGACCUGCUCCUGGGCUCGAGGCAGCCAGUGCUCCUGGCUGGGGAGCCCAGCUGUGGCAAGUCGUCCUUCGCGGAGCAGCUGAUCCAACCCAAUCACUCCUACCAUCGUGUCGCCAUCUCGCCUGCCCUCGGCGCGGACCACGUGCGCCGGCUGCUGGAGAGCCACAUCCUGAGCAGCAUGCGGGACAAAGCCCUGUUCACCGGCCUCCCUGGGUCCCGGCCCCCUGGCGUCAGGGGCGGGAGGAGCUGCUACCUGCUCCUGCUGGAUGACCUGCACGCCGCCGAGCUGAAUGCCAGGCAGGGGAGUCGCCCCGUGGUGGAGACCCUGCGCCAGGCCCUCUCCCACCAGGAGGUCUACGGCGCCGAGAGCCUGGAGCUCCGACACAUCCCUUCAGCAGAGUUCAAUUGCAUUGGCUUGGUGGCUGCCCCAGCGAUUGGCGUGCACCCCCUCUCCCCUCGCUUCACUCGGCUCUGCAGCAUCCUCUCGCUCCCCAGCGUCUGCAGGGAGUCUCUGAUCUGCAUGCACAGCCCCCUGGUCCUGGCCUGGCUGGAGAAGUUCCCGCUGCUGGCCAGGCACAGUGAGCUGGCCACUGCGCUGGUGGGGGCCACUGUGGACAUGUACGAGGCCGUGAAGGCCAAGUUCCGCCCUUCCCCCGCCUGCUCCCCCUACCACUUCUCCUACCAUCACAUUGAGAAGGUUCUCAGGGGACUCUUCCUUCUGCGGCCCUGCCCUGGGAUCCACCUCACCAGCCCCUUGGAGGAGCCCAGCACGCCCAAGGCUGCAAAGCGAGGCCAGCCGGGGAUAAGCCUUAGCCUCACGCUAAGCACCCGGGUCAUCGUCCGCCUGUGGCUGCACGAGUCGCUGCGCACCUUCUGCGACCCGCUGCUGUCGGAGAGCGAGCGGCAGGAGAGCGGCCAGCUGCUGCUGGACGUGGCUACCAGCACCUUCUGCACCAAGAGGAGCGUGCUGAGGGUGAUCUCCACCAGCGACAGGGAGCCGCAGCAGCGCGAGCGAACCAGGAGCGUCACGGAGCCUGCCGGGCAAGACACUGCCAUGGAGCUGGGAGCUGAGAGCCACGAGGAGCCUUCCUCGCAGAGCAGCAGCGACGGGGACUGCCCAGACGCCUUCGAUCCCAUAGACCAGGCCCCCGCCCUGGCCCUGGACCGGCCGGACGCAGCGCCCUCUGGGGACUCUGCCCUAGGCGCACUGGAGCCCGAGGGGGCAGAGGCGACUGGGAUAAGGAGAAUGGCUUCCAUCCAGCCCUCUCCAGCCCUGCGCCCUCGCUUCCAGGAGCAGCACCUGGCCAUGGGGCGCCGCACCAGCACCCGCCGAACCACCCCUCUCAAGAGCAAGCGCAGGCCCUCCACCAAGAAGGAGAACAUCAAGCCCCUGCUGCCCUCCCACCUCCUGCUGCUGCCAGGGGAGGACGUGCGCAACCUCCUCUUCAGCAGGGAGCUGGUGCCGGCCUCCUCCAGCCGGGAGAGCCUCUACCACGAGAGGUGCUGGGACACCAUCCAGCAGCAACUCAGCACCUUCCUCCCCAGGGGCUUUGUGCUGUGCAGAGAAGUCACCCAGCACCUGGUGCGCCUGCUGCGGGUGCUGUGCUUCCCAGAGGGGCACGGCGCCCUCCUCUCCCUGCACCUCUCCACCGGCAGGAGGUCCCUGGUGGCCGUGGCUGCCCAUGCCACUGCCUCCCAGCUCUUUGAGCUGACAGGGCAGGCGGGGGAGUGGGAGGUGAGGGAGCUGAUCAGGAAAGCCAGCUGGCAGGCUGGGAUCCUGGACACGAGAACCGUGGUGCUGGUGCACCAGGGGGUGGGGCCGGGCACCAUGCAGAAGCUGGUGGAUCUGAUGAGAGAGGGCACCUACCCUGGCCUGUACACCGCUGAAGACACUGCACACAUCGUGAAGGAACUGCUGCAGGAGAACCAGAACAUCAAAAGAACGAUGAGGCCUAACAUGGUCCUGCAAAGGUUCUACCAGUUUGUGAGGAACAAUCUGCACAUGCUGCUUCUGCUGGAUGGGCGUAAGGGCUGGGCACAGGGCAGGGGGCCCUUGGGUUACCCCCCAGCCAUGGCCACAGCCCUGCUCACCCUCCCCUGCAGCAUUGACGUGUACCAGCCCUGGAGCCAGGAGUCCCUGGUGCAGGUGGCUACCCAGCACCUGGAAGAUGCCCUCAACCAACAGCCCCUGAAGAGCCCAGGUGAGGGCUUGGUCUGCCUCUGGGGUCUCAGCCUCUCCUGGAUCAUGGCGGCCGUGCAGCCGGCAAAGGGCCAGGCCCAUCUGGGUUCGGCACAGAAACAGGCACCAAGUGCCUGGCCCUUCGUGCUGGCCAGCUCCAACCCAUGGGCCCGGCUGCCUCCUCUCCACAGUCUCUCAUGGUGUCCACUUGUUUGUCUGUCAGUCCCAGCGUCAUUGCAGGCCCUGGAGAAUUCGCUUGCCAGCAUUGCCUCAGCCAUGGCACUGAUUCACCGGUCUGCCAGCUGCUAUGCCACACACCUGGCCCCCGGCACACCCCUCAUCACCCCAAAGACCUUCCUAGAUUUCCUUGACGCUUUCCUCAUGCUCUCAGCACAGUUGCAGAGGCAGAGCCGGACUCAGGCUGAUCGGAUGAAGCUUGCUCUGACCAAGAUGCAGGCAGUGAGUGAGAAGCAGCGGGAGCACAGCCGGGACAUCAAGUACCUGCAGGAGAAACUUCGCCUGGCCAAGGAGCAAGUGGCCAGGUGCCAGCGGCGGGCGGAGCGCGAAGAGGUGGUGCAGAAGCAGCAGGAGCAGGACUGUCAGCACCGCGAGGCACGCAUCGAGAUCCUUACACAGGAACAGAAUCUGUUGGAGCAGAGCAAGGAGUCUGCCACGAGAAAGAUGAACACGGAGUACAAGGCGGCACUGGCUGGACUGCAGGUGCAGGACAUUGAGGAGUUGCGGAGCUACCGGUUACCACCAGCAUCCAUCCUCAGGGUGACGGAUACCCUGUGCAUGAUGUUCAGCAAGGAGCCUGGCUGGGAGAGUGCCAAGCAGCUGCUGGGCCAAGAGGACUUCUACCAGGAGCUGCUCUUCUACCCGAAGGACGAGCUCCCCAACAACCUGUUCCAGGCUCUGGGCCAGGUGGUGUCGGACGAGAGCUUCUGCGCUGCCUCCCUGCAGAGUGUCAGCAAAGCCGCGGCUGCCCUGUGCCAGUGGAUCUGCGCCAUCUACUGGUACCACCGGGCUCUGCGCAUUUGGGAGCCCACCUUGAUGCAGCUGCAGCACUGCAAAUUCCAGAUUCGGGCAGAGAAGGGGCGGCUGGGCGACCGGCGCCUGCAGGCUGAGAAGCUGAAAGAGUUGAGUUCGAGCUGGGGCUUGGAGCUGCUGCAGGCCACCGAGCAUCAGGAGGCCCUGGCCCGCAAACUCAGUCACGUCCUGCAGGAGAAGGAGAAGGUUGACACCGUUGAGAGCUCGGUGGCAAUGCACGUGGCCAACUGGACAGCGGCUGUGAAGCACUUGGAGCAGAACUGCAGCACGGCCCAGGGGGACGCACUCCUUUGUGCAGCCGCUCUCUCCUACAUGGGCGCCUUCCCCCCGCCGCGGCGGCAGGAGCUGCUGGAGAAGUGGCAGGAUAUCUGUGCCAGGCGCCAAAGCUCCCUGGGGCCAGACGACGUGCGGAGGUUGCUGGAGAAGGAGCUGCCCUGUCCUGGCCCAGCCCCCCAGGGUCCAGCCCUGCUGCCUGUGCGCCAGGACUUCAGCUUGCUGGCCCUGCUGAGCUCAGAGAGGGAGCAGCGUGCCUGGGACAGGGACCAGAAGCCUCAGGACUUGGCCGGGCGCCAGGCCGCCCUGCUGCUCCGCACAGACACUCACACCUGCUCCCGCUGCUGGCCCCUGCUGCUCGACCCUGACCAGCAGGCCCUCACCUGGCUCCUCAUGGCACAGAAAGCGGAUGAGGAUGAGUCCCUGCUCUUCGCCUGCUCGGACACACUGUCCAGUGCCGAGGAGUCAGGGAGCAAUGAAGAGUCACCUGAGAAAAAUCUCCAGGUGCUGUCGGCUACAGACCCCAGGCUGGAGCACAACCUCCUGGCUGCAGCCAGCGACGGGCUGCCCAUCCUGCUCCUGGACUUUGAGAGGAGCCCCUGCUGCCCGGCUCUCCUGCAGCUCCUGCAGAAGGAGACGUUGCUGGGGGCAGGGGGCUGCACCCUGCACUCCGAAUCGCUCGGGGAGGUGCAGGUGCUGCCCUCUUUCCGACUCUACCUGAGCACCACCCUGCCGCUCCGUGCCUUGGGGAAAGAUUGGUUUGAUGAGAAUGAUGCUGAGAUUCAGGGCCUGCUCGACGAGAAAAGAAAAGCUUAUUGCAUGUGGCAAAACGACAUAUCACACCAGCAGAAGAAAGAGUCGUACAAGCAACUCAAGGCUGAAGCCCAAAGGAAAAUCCACUACAUCAAAAAUAAGUGGUGGUGA